AUGGGUCAGAAGCUACUCGGGAUUCUGUACGGAUUCCGAUAUGGAACGGAUGGAACACUGGAGAAAGCCAUCGUGGCAGAUACUCUAUCAUAUGAGUGGCGAUAUCACCUCUCUGGUGCGGCCCAAUUUCCUUUUGAGGGCCGUGGUCACUGUAUCGUGCCGUGGGACAAGAACAGAGGCCUGUUAUGGUACUCGAAUGAGGUCGAGCAUCUUGCGUUCCCUAGAGUUGUCAACUGGUCAGACGAUUUGGAGGAGUCCAAGACUUUAUCCGGAUACCUCGUGCAUCAAAUAUGCUGGAAGCGUCUCUCUCGUAUGAUAGGGCGAGACGCGGAAUCUCAUCUGAGGUGUCUCUACCACAUCCUUCGAAGCAGGCCAGGUCUUGACAGAUGGAAGAACACGAUCACUCGCGGGCUUAAAUUUUAUCCUGUCAAAGGUAUUUAA
Messenger RNA from Aspergillus terreus NIH2624, 441 nucleotides. RefSeq lists its product as uncharacterized. The transcript is spliced from 2 exons. The coding region runs from base 1 to 441 and encodes 146 amino acids. The record is from RefSeq and is a predicted model, not a curated record. Lineage: Eukaryota; Fungi; Ascomycota; Eurotiomycetes; Eurotiales; Aspergillaceae.